UUGAACGAGUAGCUCCGCACGGAAAUAUAUCGACCAUCACGGCGAACUUUCGUCCCGUCUUCACGUCGGAUCGAAUUUCUCGGCGCUGUUGACAUCAAAACGUUUGAACUUAUCGCACACAGUGUCUCGGAUAUUGACAACACAGAAGGAAUACUGCAGGCGUGGAUUGUACGUCGUUUUAGAGACGAAAAACUACCGCGACUCAAGGCUUUCUGAUUUGGGACACUUGGUUUGGGACGUCCCGUACUAAGAACACUUUUAGUUUCUUGAGUCUACGGAUUUAAACUGUGCUCCUUACGUGGUGAACGUCACACGAUGGUGAGCUAAAUAGUCCCCAGACUUCUAAAAGACUUGAAAGUGACUCUAGGGAGCGAAAAAUCCAACUUUCUGAGAUGUACAGGUAGCGGAAACCGCGAGUCGAAGAUGUCAGAAAGUUCCUCUAUAGGCACCAACAGUAGCAGUGGUCUGGGAACCAUCCAGAGUUCCCAGUCUGGCUCCAGUGACUACAGUGACAUCAGUGGCACCACAGUCCCUCUCAUCCUGGUCACCUCACACAGGGAUGACUCUACCAGCAAACUGGGCAGUCAGGCAUCCUUCAAACAGCUGCCAGCCAACAGAUACUGCUACACAUCCUGGCACGAGGUAAAAAAUGCAGAAGUCAAGGGUGACCAGCUCAACUGUCCACGGAUCAGAGAAGGUCCGAGAGAAAAAGAGCGUACGUUUUACUCCCUCCGUGACGAGGAUGGGAACCUGGUCCACCAUGACAGGAGAGGGAAGAAACGCAUGGACUACAGGAACAAGAUGGAGAACUGGGAAAAUGCAGUGUCUGUCAACUUGUCCUUCCAAGACCUGGGCGACGCCUACCAGCGUGAGAACUUUGUCAGAGUCUUAAAGAGACUGAUCAGGACGGAGGAGUUACAGCUGAUGGACAACUCACUAACGGACGUACACACUGUUUCCUUGCCAAGGUGUAAAUAUUUGAAUUUGAGCAGAAAUUUCAUCCCGUCAUUUAAGAAGUUGCCCAGGUUACCGGUGGUGGAACACCUGUAUCUGGAACAGAACAACAUCAGUUCGUUGGACGGUUUGGAUGUUUUGAGACGAGCCCCGCUCCAGUCCCUCCAUCUCAGGAGUAACCCUGUGUCUUUCUCUGUCAACUACAGGCAAAGAGUUUUUCAGAUCUUGCCAAGCUUGAAGUCCUUAGAUGGAGUAAAAAGACUUCCGUCCGAUUCUGUGUUCGACUCAGAAGAAGAGCCAUCUAGGAUGUGUGUCAUCUGCUAGCACGCUGUUAGACUGGAUCACAGACAUUUGAGAUGCAUCUGUUAGUAAGAAUCGAAGACAUUCGGGACACAGCUGUUAGUCUGGAUUGCAGACUUUCAGUAUGCAGCUGUUAGUCUGGACGGCAGACAUUUAGGAUGCAGCUGUUAGUCUGGAUUGCAGGCUUUUGGGGUGUCAUACUAACAGAAAAACAUUAAGUGCCAGUCUACAGAGGCCAUGAAGAGACAUUACAAGGAGCUGGACUAGCUUGUGUACUCAAUGAUGCUGGGAGAGCAAAACUAUUUUAUGCUGUAAAUUUUUAUGUAAAAAGUUGAAUUUUUGAAUGUGUAAGAAGAGGAACAAAGUUCUCUUGUUUGUGCAAAUAUUUCUAAAUGGAAUGUCUUUCUUAAGAGUAAAUCUGAAUGUAAAUUUUUGUACUUUUUAUACCUUCUUCAAACUUAAUAAGGGAUGAUAUGCAAUCUUAGAGAAAUGGGUAUCUUCAAUCUUCUCCUAACACUAUGUUCCAAAUCGUUGAUAUGACUAAGUGGCAUACAUGUUCAUGUACAUGUAUUGUCUUGUGUGGGACAUAUAUUGGGCAUAUGGAUACAUACUUUCUUUACUGUGGAAAUUGAUGAUUUAAGUACCUAAAGCUUUAUACAUGUAUUUUCAUUCACAUUCUCCUCUAAGUAAAAUUGUCUUAUAAUUUGUACAGCCAUGUAUUGAUUAUUGACACUACAUCCAGUGUUUUUUUAGAUAAAAAGUAUUUACAUGUGUUGGUGUGUUUUGUACUUGUACAUUUAUAACUCACAAAUGUAUCAUGUUGUUAUAGGUUUAAAAGAAAAAGCAUUGUGUUUUCUUGUCUGAAAAACUACUUUAGCUGACCAACUCCCCUGCCAUGUUAUCUGUCUAUUUGGCCAAUUUCUACUCUUUCCAGCCACUCCUGAAGCCUGCUAUCCCAUCAUUUGGAUUCUGAUGUAGACUAUGAUUAUGUGCAUUGUGCAGAAAUGCACACAGUAACUUAUUUGUUUGCUAGGCUCAAAAUAUCUUUGGUUCCUGCCCUUUGGCCUGUAGUACAUGUACAUUGUAUGUUGGGCAACAAAAACCAAUAGAACAGUUCUAUGCAAAUGCCACAGGGUGCCCUAGCAUUGUAUCACCUGCUCCACAGUUGUAGCAUACUGUUAACAUCAAUAGUACUAUCCAAGCAUGUUAAUUUAGGCCAUUCUAGUAGUUAACAGGUCUUUGUACUCUUUGCAAUGUUUGCGUGGGGGCAGCUAUUAAGGGCUAACAUUUUGUUGGACCAGAAGAGAUUCGCUACAACUAAAAAUUGAAACUAAAUAAUCAAUAUUUUGUAAUUGGAAUUUGUAAUGUAUGUGCAAACAUUUUCAACCACUUUGUGAUGUUCAAGUUUUUUUCCUUAUAGAUUUUCUAAAAAUGCAUCUUUGAAACAUGUAAUAAGAAUGGGAAAUACAUGCAAUGAAUAAGAAAUAUGUCAACAGAGAUUGCAGCAUGUUUCUAAGUGCAGUUUGUAUAAUUAAUGUACAUAUUAGAUUGUUACUUCUGUAUAAAGUAUCCCUCAGCAGUCUGUACAGUGCAAUGUUUCAAUCUAUUGACUUUUAUCACUUUUGGAAUGGAAAAUAUAUUU
Molecule: messenger RNA, 2896 nt
Organism: Branchiostoma belcheri (Belcher's lancelet)
Lineage: Eukaryota; Metazoa; Chordata; Leptocardii; Amphioxiformes; Branchiostomatidae
Product: leucine-rich repeat-containing protein 49-like
Exons: 8
Coding region: 424-1278 (284 amino acids)
Molecular function (GO): protein binding
Source: RefSeq, a predicted model, not a curated record